This is a messenger RNA of Magallana angulata, 1403 nucleotides long. RefSeq lists its product as uncharacterized. Bases 237 to 1388 code for a protein of 383 amino acids. The record is from RefSeq and is a predicted model, not a curated record. Lineage: Eukaryota; Metazoa; Mollusca; Bivalvia; Ostreida; Ostreidae. The transcript has a single exon.
CGCUCGAUGGGCACUGAGGUCCUUCGAUUGUAUGGAUUUAGAUGCAACAAUCUCUCGAGUGCAAUCUUCAAUGGCGCACAUUAUUUUAGCUUGAUCUUAAAUUUACUGCUUUUUUCGGCUUAGCUACCAAUAUACCAAUAGAAUUUUAUGAAAUUGAUUAACAUUAAUUUAUUUACAAAUGAAUUAGGUAACAAUUUUCGCUUUUGUUUUAAAAUACCACGAGAUUAACGGGGUCAAUGCCAAGGCCGAAGAGACAACUUAAACGGGCGGCUGCCCGUGAUACUCAAGACCCAGGACAAGCACGCAGGCCAGGCCGGCGCAGGGCUCAACGCCAACAGACCAACAAUAACGAACAAGAUGUCCAGGCUCAACUGGCACCCCCUCAGCCCCAGGCAGUCCAACUACCCCAGGCAGCCCCACAGCAUCAGGCGGCUCUGUUACAACAGGCAGCCCCACCACAGCAAGCCCAGGAUCAGGUGGGUAAUGUGCUUUUUAAUCCCCCUGUAGCAACAUUACAGGAAACCACCACUCUAAUGCCUGGCCUCAUUUCGCCUGUCAAUUCUAGUCUCACAUCUACAUGUACAGAUACAGGGAUAACUUCCAUUAUCACCUCAACCCAUCAGCCUACUCCUGAACCAAUCAACUCUAUUACAGUUCCCACUGGGUAUCAUGUAAACCAACCAAUUAAGCAAAAAAUCAUCAAGGGCGAAUUUGUCAAUCUGGGAACAUUAUUGGUAAGGGACCCCACUAAUGCCCAUGCAACAUCUACUCUCACAAUUGAUGCGCAGGGUAACAUCAUAUCACAACCAAAACCCACAACCAGAAUAACAUCUAUCGAAAAAUGGACAGAUGCAUUUCUCAUUUAUUUUAGCAUUUACACUGCAGUGCACCCACUUAGAUCGCAACAGCUUAUUAAAUAUAUGCAUGACGUUCGCUUAGGGACACAGAAUUCUAAUGGGUGGGUUUCGUACAAUGAACAAUUUAGGCUUAGGAUUGCACACAACCCGUCACAGAACUGGGGAAUCAUAGAUAAUGAGCUUUGGUUAUUAUACAUGACUGCCAAUUCAAAUAAAUCUUCUAGUACCCAACACCACAAGUGCUUCGAUUACAAUCUCAAAGCAAACUGUUACAAGCCCCAUUGUCCAUACAUACACCGGUGUCUUAAAUGCAAUGGCACCCAUCCAUCUAUGUUGUGCAACAGUGCUAACCCACCCCCGAGUCAUGCAAAAAAUUCCUUUCGGGCAUCCACUCCAGUCCGCAACAACUCUUAUGCCACAUUCAGGUAUCAAACACCAGCACACCAAACACGCACCAACCAACAUUGGGCGGGAAACCCUCGUCAACCCCAGAGACAUUUGGGUCCUAGGGUAUUCUCCCAUAAUCAUUAGCGCAAUUAGCAAUUA